This is a messenger RNA of Mollisia scopiformis, 729 nucleotides long. RefSeq lists its product as uncharacterized. The transcript has a single exon. The coding region runs from base 1 to 729 and encodes 242 amino acids. The record is from RefSeq and is a predicted model, not a curated record. Lineage: Eukaryota; Fungi; Ascomycota; Leotiomycetes; Helotiales; Mollisiaceae.
AUGACUUCUCUUCGUCCAGCAGAGGUCACCCUUCUGGUCUCCAUCACUAAGCAGAUCAACUCGACCCUCGACUUCUCCGAAGCCUCCGACAAGUUGGGCAUCACCGCCAGCGCCGCUGCUCAACGCUGGGGUCGUCUCAAGGCCAAGAUCGUAGGCAAAGGAGAAAUCACCCUCAAGAACGGCGACGAGCACGUCCUCAUCACCAGCCUUGCCAAGCAAUUCGGUUCCACGGAUGUCAACUUCGACAUGGUUGGUAAGGAGAUCGGCUGUACCAAGAGCGCCGCCACUCAACGUUGGGGCCGCUUGAGACUCAAGAUCGUCGGCGGAAAGGAUGGAAUGAAGGGAGGUCCCAGACUCAGGCCCGCUGGUACUACGAAGGUCACAAAGUAUGCUCCCAAGGUCAAGGUCACUCCAGCCAAGAAGGCUUUGCUCGAGAAGGCUGUCAUGGAGGAAGAGGAUGUUGGCGCCAAGUCCGAAGCCAGCAACGUUGUCGAGGAGGAGAACGAGGAGGACCUUCUUGCCGCUCAACUUCAUGAGAAUCGUGCCACCAAUGCCAACUCUGGUUACGAGUCCGUAGCUGAGAUGGAGGAAUACGUUGAUGCUACUACUGAGCAAGACACCCCGAUGGUAUUUAACCCUGACGCUCCUGAGGAAGAGUUCGUGGACGAUGAUGAUUGGAUUAAGCGCGCAGUGUUUGCUGACGAGAAAUACGAGUUAGGCAUCCGUUGA